Molecule: messenger RNA, 920 nt
Organism: Penaeus indicus
Lineage: Eukaryota; Metazoa; Arthropoda; Malacostraca; Decapoda; Penaeidae
Exons: 3
Coding region: 18-920 (300 amino acids)
Source: RefSeq, a predicted model, not a curated record
AACACCAGCAAGGAAAAAUGGACAGUAAUCCUGAGGCAUCUUAUGGACAUGGCCAACUGCAGUCUGCAAGUUACGGGGAGUUUUGUAAUCCGGUGACUGAUCAAGAACCAGAAAUGAGGUGCUUAGAUCCUACGACUUUAGAACCGGCAAGCCCUCAGCAAAAGUCCCAUCCUCAACGCCCGUUACAAUGCAUGCCUCUACAGGAACCUGCACAUGGAUCCGACCAACAACAUUUAACAAAUAACCAGGCUCCUCUUGCUGUUCUUCAAAGUAAUCUUGGCCGUAACGGCGCUAGAACAGAGCUGGUUGAGAGUGCCACUGAUUUCACAGCUAAUCCAUCAAAUCAGUAUGAUAUGGACCUUUACAAUGAAAUCAUGCAUCCGAAAUUUAAUGGCAGCUUUGAUGAAUUCCUUAUUCAGCAGCCAGCAACUCAACCCAAAGGCCUAGUAGACAAUAUUACAGACGUUUCUGCAUUGCCUGAUUUUCAAAUCUCUGCUCAGCAGACUAAAGAUAAUGAUGUAGAACAGCCAUCAAUUAUACUUGACCCGAAUGUGGAGUAUGUAAUAUAUGAGUCUGAUGUUCCCGAAAUAGAUGGUACCUCAAAUUUGGAAGAUAAUCCUUUGUGGGUUAAGCUUAAGAAACCUGGCGAAGGUCUUAAGCAAUUUUUACGUAAGAACUGGUCUGAAAUGUUACGUUUCUUGCCAAUUCCUCGUCCAAAGAAAAGAAGUCGUAAAUAUGACUGGCAGGAAGAGGAACCUGAGGAUCCAGAGAAAUUAAAGAAAUGGCUCAAUGCUAUCAAGCAGAAGUAUUGGCGUGUUAUGCAGGUCAAGGGCAAGGUCAAUGUCAAGAUUCCUACCACAGAAACGGAAGGCUUAUUAUGGCAGCAAAAAUUUAUAGCCAAUUGUGAACAAGCCUGUUAA